UGAGUAUGCUGAUUGGGAUGAGGUGGAACCGGAGCCUGCACCACGCUGUUCAAAAUCAGGUGACUCAGUUUCUGUUCAUCCUUCCGAUAAAGAACCAAGAUUGCAAAAGCUAAGUGAAGAGGAUGACAUUGAGCAUUUUCUUAUAACUUUUGAAAGAAUAGCAUGUGCAUGUAGAUGGCCGAGAUCUGACUGGGCAUUCCAUUUGAUUCCACUAUUGACGGGUAAAGCCAGAAGUGCUUAUGUACAUAUGGAUGUGGAUGCAUCAAUGGACUAUGAUCAUGUUAAAGCUGCUAUUUUGCAGAAAUAUGAAAUAAGCAGUGAGACUUAUCGUCUGAGGUUCCGUUCUCUUCAAGUUGAACCAAAUGAGUCCCCCAGAGAACUCUUUGUGAGACUAAAGGAGCUCUAUGGGAGAUGGGUCAGACCCAGAGGUAAGACCAUUGAUGAAAUUAAUGAAACAAUAAUCCUUGAACAGUAUUUCCGAAUGCUAUCGCCAGAACUCCAAGUUUGGAUCAAGGAGCGUAAUCCAAGGGACGCAGCAGAGGCAGUUUCUUUGGCAGAUGCGUUUGUGGCAGCCCGUCGAAGGAACCAAUCAUGGGUUUAUAAGGCUAUGAAAAAGGAUUAUACCCCUGCGCCAGGUAACACCAGUCCGACAGAGAAUGUUGGUAAGCCAUGUGGAAGGGAGAAAUAUUUUCCCAGUCAAACAAAAAAUCUGGGGCGGAAACCUGUCUGUUAUUUGUGUGGGAAAGAAGGCCACACAAAACCGGUGUGUCCACAAAAUCCAGCUAAACUCUCCCAGAUGUAUUUUGUGCCCAGAGGGAACCAUGCCCCAAACCCAAUGAACCAGCUGUUGGUGGAGACCACAGUGGAGAUAGAUGGACAGAAAGUUAAGGCUCUUAUUGACACAGGAAGCACCCAGUCACUGGUUCAUCGCAGAUUACCAUUUCCUGUUGUCUUGGGGAAUGAUUUACCAGUUCUCACUGACUUGAUUAACGAUCCUAAAAUGUGCAAUGUGGCAAUAACACGGUCUCAGUUGAAAGCUCCAAGGGAAGAUGAUCGCAGUUUAAGAGCUUUACCAUUUUUUGGGGCUGAGAUUGAAGCUGGCCCAACUAGAGAACAAAAGUCUCGUAGGCAGCGCAAACGGGACAAAUUUAAAAACACAACAUUUUUUGCACGAGUUGGGUUCCCUAAAGAAAUAUUGACAGAUCAAGGGACCAAUUUCAUGUCCAAGUUGCUCAAGGAUGUGUACAAGCUGAUUGGUAUUAGUAGGCUGAGAACAACGCCAUAUCAUCCACAAACUGAUGGCCUUACAGAGAGAUUUAACCAGACCCUUAAAAACAUGCUUCGUAAGUUCAUCAAUGAAUAA
Nothobranchius furzeri (turquoise killifish) is the source of this 1363-nucleotide messenger RNA. NCBI's taxonomy places the organism in Eukaryota, Metazoa, Chordata, Actinopteri, Cyprinodontiformes, Nothobranchiidae. The record is from RefSeq and is a predicted model, not a curated record.